Aspergillus chevalieri is the source of this 324-nucleotide messenger RNA. RefSeq lists its product as uncharacterized. Lineage: Eukaryota; Fungi; Ascomycota; Eurotiomycetes; Eurotiales; Aspergillaceae. Bases 1 to 324 code for a protein of 107 amino acids. The record is from RefSeq and is a predicted model, not a curated record. The transcript has a single exon.
AUGGGCAUAUUUAUUUCACCUCGGUGGUUUGGUUUUAUCGUCUUUUCUGCACAUUGUUCUUAUAUCUCGGGUGGUUAUCUGUCUUCUUUUUUUCUUGUCAUUUAUCGCGUUCAUGCUGAUGAUGUCUACAUGCUGGUUUUCGUUGAUCGGAGGUUUCUCAUCAUAUCUUUUCCAUUUAUCAUCUGCGAAGAAAAGGAGGCCGUCUCAUUUCUCAACAUCUCUUUCUAUCUUUUGACUUUACGCGUGGUGUUCAUGUUUGUUGUUUUUCACGUACUUGAUAUCAAACCUGGGAGGCUGUCUGAUCAUUUAUCUGUUCUGUUCUGA